AUGGACCCGUUGAAGUACUUGUUUGAAAAGUCGGCACUAACAGGUAGGAUCACAAAAUGGCAGCUAUUGCUUUCAGAGUUCGACAUCACUUAUGUCACCCAGAAAGCAAUCAAAGGGCAAGCAUUAGCCGACCACUUAGCAGCCCACUCUCUGCCGGACUAUCAACCAUUGAAGACCUUCUUUCCCGACGAGGAUAUUCUCCUGAUUGAGGAGGAAGAAGGAAGAAAGGAAGGAGAGUGGACACUCUUCUUCAACGGAGCUGCAAACUCAGAAGGAAGUGGAGUAGGCGCCAUACUCUAUUCUCCUGAGGACGUCCCAAUUCCCAUAUCCAGAAGGCUGAAGACCAAGGAUGAAAAGCUGAUUCCAUAUCAUGUCUACCUGGAAAAUUUAGCUGAGGAAUUCGAGGAGAUCACAUUUUCUUACAUGCCCCGAAUCAAGAACCAAUUUGCAGACGCUUUGGCCACCCUUGCCUCAAUGCUGGAAAUCCGGAAAGGAGUUGUUGAAUGGGAGCUCACCAUCGAACUCCAGGAGGAGCCUGCAUUUUGCCUACAGAUUGAUGAAGCAGAACCUCCCUCAAAUGAUCAGCUGUGGUACACAGAUAUCAAGAAAUACCUCAAACAUCAAAAGUACCCAGAAGGAGCUAUGCCAGUUGAUCGACGCACCAUCCAACGGCUAGCGACAUAG
Magnolia sinica is the source of this 684-nucleotide messenger RNA. RefSeq lists its product as uncharacterized. Lineage: Eukaryota; Viridiplantae; Streptophyta; Magnoliopsida; Magnoliales; Magnoliaceae. The record is from RefSeq and is a predicted model, not a curated record. The coding region runs from base 1 to 684 and encodes 227 amino acids. The transcript is spliced from 2 exons. Gene Ontology annotation, molecular function: nucleic acid binding.